Messenger RNA from Solenopsis invicta (red fire ant), 9047 nucleotides. RefSeq names its product RE1-silencing transcription factor B. The record is from RefSeq and is a predicted model, not a curated record. Gene Ontology annotation, molecular function: chromatin insulator sequence binding. Gene Ontology annotation, cellular component: chromosome. The coding region runs from base 375 to 1811 and encodes 478 amino acids. Lineage: Eukaryota; Metazoa; Arthropoda; Insecta; Hymenoptera; Formicidae. The transcript is spliced from 7 exons. Gene Ontology annotation, biological process: regulation of transcription by RNA polymerase II.
GGAAUCUCGCGAGUUCGUUCGCUCUACAGCGGCACGUAUCCGGACCCGUUUGCCCGUUUCUUCUCGGUUUUGGUACUCGCGGAUCGCGGCGACAUCACGUUCUUUCUUCGACGUUACCUUCGUUGUCCCCCGGCAUCCGUUAUCGUCACCACCACCAUCACCACCACCACCUCGUCUUUUUCGAGCGUCGCCGAACAUCGUAAUCGUCAUGUGUGUAACGAUGUGGCGGCGGGCGGUGCUGAGCCGCUACCACGCGCGUGAACCUUCAUUCGAUCGGUAAGGUGGAGAUCGGCCCGGCCCGGCCUUGCGGCGACGAGAGGGAGCACUGGCGGGGGAUGAUUCCAGCGUAAUGACGAUCGGCCCGAAUUGUUGCGAUGGAAUAUGGGAUCUGGAGUCUUCACGUCGCGGGUGAACUUUGGGGUGACCCGCGUCUCGCCCGAAGGCAUCCGAUUCUGCCUUCCGGCGCGACGCAGAUCCUGCCAAGAGCUGCGUUCGCCCUGAGCGCUCUGCACCGGCCCGACAUGCUGCCGCUGCCGUUGACGGCAGCGGGGCCGCCCUACGUUCCGAUGGAGCUGAUAACGAAACCAGCCUCGGUCGCAUCCACCAACGCCGAAGACGCCGAGGAUGCGGAGAGGAGCACGAACGGCGAAGAUGAAGAUUCUCAGCAGCGCGACGACAACGAAAGUAACAUCGAACAGGCUGAUCAAAACGAAAAUCAGACUUGCGUGCCAAACGAAAGUAACGACAACGAAGAUGCCGGUGACGAGAGCGAUACUGGUAGCACCAACAGUUCACAUCGAUCGGCGAACAACAAUCUAUCAAUCGCGAAGCUUCCCGAUCCGAUGUCAUGCCUGGCUCUCGACAAGGAAGGAACUCCCGUUCUCAACGGUUGGGUACUGGGUGCUUACACAGCGAUGCUGGGCAGACUGUCUGCCGCCACUGCGGCACUGGAAGCAACGGAAGUUCCCAAUAUUCCCUCCGAUAGUGAUUCUGAGAGCGAGCAUUCAUCCUAUACUGAAAAAUCGAGAGGCAGCAGUCCGAACGUGAGCAGCGUUCAUCGCGGCUACUCGUGCGGCUCUUGCGACGUAGUGGCACCGACGAGACCGGCCCUAAGGAAGCACAUAGCCGAUUGCCAUCCCGCUCUGUCCGGCGCGGAGACUGGGGAGACCAAGAGGUGUCCGUCCACGGGCUGUGACUUCACGACGAGCAGCAGGUGCGAGAUGGAGACCCACGUGGCGGCGCAUGUAGCCCAGGGGAUGACGCCCACGGGGAAGAAACGCUCGCUGGCCUUGCAACGCGUCAGGUAUAGGUACGAAAGGGAAGAAUAUCGAUGCUCACUGUGCUCGUAUGCGUGCACGAUCGAGAAGGCAUUUCAAAGACAUCUGCGAGCGCACGCGAGAGGCUCCGCGCCGGAGACUAGGGUGAGCUGCGCCGUUUGCGGUGCCGACCGAUCGUCCGAAGUCGACCUCAACAGGCACAUGCGAAGGCAUCGCGACGACCGAUACUUCUGCUGUGAUAUCUGUAUUUUCCGCACAGUGCAACUGAAGAAGCUGAUACAGCAUCGUCGCAUGCACACGGGUGAGAAGCCGCAUCUGUGCCCACACUGCGCCUACCGAAGCGCACGUCGCGACAAUCUACGCAGUCACGUACGACGAGUGCACAAAAAGGAGAACCUCUAUUGCGAUACCUUCAGCCCGCGCGGCAUGCUGAUAACCCCCUCGCUGUUGGCCUCCUCGAGGGACACUACUGACGUCGACCUGGUACAGAGCCCGGCAUCCUCGCCGUCUUCAAAUCCGGACGCGACCAACUAGCGAAAACGAAGAACGAAGAGAAGAGCAACGGCCCCGAGAGAUCUGCGAAAAAAGAAAUCUGGGACUCGCCUGUCCUUUAUACGUCCUCAUUUUGUCAAUACUGCGAUCUAGAUAUAUUAGAAUUCACAGGAAGGCUUGUACAAGUGCUGAACUUGGCAGACAAACGAAGAAAAAUUGCAUUCGAGUGAAAAUUAAAUCCAAGUUCGAGGAAAAUUGGUAACUAUUUACUAUUCAUAAUUUCAUGAUAAAAACGACUUAAGAAGUAAGCUAGAAGUAGAGUUAAAGUAAUUUACGAAUACGACGUGAAUGGAGAAAUAAAGUCAAUCUGAGGAGAAUGGAUUGUUUCCCAAAUCAGCAUCGGCAAGACUUCCCCCUUUUUAGACAUUAGGAAACGUAUAGAUUAUUGCAUGCGAAUGUCGAUAAUUUAAUGUAACCUUUGAAUUCUAACAAGAUCUUGUAUUAGCUAUGUAAACGUCCAAAUGUUACAUUACGUAGCCGAUUCGACGAAGUAAUGACGAUCGGUAGACCGUCCGUUCGCGUCAUUCGAUGAUGAUGAACGGAGAAAGCUGCAAAAUGGUGCUAGAAUCGUAGAUUGGACUAUGGAGAAAGACUGAAAGUAGAAACGAAUUCACGGCGCGACGUGACGUCCAUCUCUUUUACGCUCUUCCCGCACUGACCGCCGUGACUAAAAAAAAAAAAGAAAAAAUGAAAUUACAAUUCAGCAAAGUUUAAGACUGCAACUCUGUACCGGGGAUUCUCGUGCUAAUUGUGACGUUUCAUUGUUUCUCAUUAACUAUUUGGUCGUUAAUUAAUUACCGACGCCUACAUCGUUAGUUUCAAUCUUUUUAAAAUUUUUCUUUGCUUCUCAUUUGAAUUUUUCAAGUAUGAUUUGAUCUCGAUUCUUAUUUUGCCAAUGCUCGUUUUAAUCCCAUGACCUAGUAUUCAAUUCCGAGAUGAAAACUUUAUUUUUAGUACCGUAUAUGGGCAAACACAACGAUCAAUAUAUUUGAGUACUUGAACAGAUUCGAGCAAGAGCUCGCAAUAGUCGCUAGCUAUAUAUCGAGGCGGAUGCUCGGAGACUCGAUCGAAUCAGGCCAACGGUUAAUGAGAUCAAUAAAAGCACCGAGUCACGGCACGACGAUGUCGCGAGGACCCCGGCCGGGAUGGAAAGGUGCUAUUUUAUGAAGAUUCGUUUUAACGUUACGUGUCUAGUAUAUAGUUCGCUCGCGCUGCAUGAAUUGCCACGCUAUAAGUGUAAUUGUUAAGUACUUGUUAACACGAAUCAUAUUGUUAUCGUUACCUGAGUUAUCGCUAUCGUUUCCAUUCGUACUAUUACGGACUAAAUAAUGCAAGUACGAUUAUGAUUACGCAAGUAUUAUAACGACAGAUAGACAGUGUAUCGCGUAACGUCUGAUGAAGUCUAACACGUUUUAUUUUGCAGACGAUGACGUUCGAGACAUCUUCAUAGAACCGCUACAUCUUUGUACUCGUCUUUAAAUUAUAAAAUCAUCUUUAAUCAUGUACAUCAUAUUUAAAUUAUAAAACUCGCUUUAUACGACAUAUAGCACUUUUUUCUAAAAAAAAAAGCACUAUUGUUAUCUUCUGCAAAAUUUAAGCUCGUUGGACGCGUUUAUUCGCUAUCGAUACAUAUGUUUUGAGUACGUUUCUCUCUUUAGGAUCCAAAACCCGAUCCCCGAUCGCUUGCUCGUGUGAGGGGGAGAAGGCAAACAAGAUCGAUUGUAUAACGGAAAUAUGUGUCAAUUUUUAAUCUAUCAUACAAAUACGUUGUAGUCGGUAAACGAUUCUUAACGGCGUCUCACGUCAAGUGGCACGAGAAGACGACACAUACGCCACGAUGAUUCGUCGUCUCUCGAGAAUGACAUUCUCGCGGAGAGAGAAUAUCGUUUCACUAUAUAGACGCUAUAGCCAUUACUAUACAAUACUAUGCUAAACUACAAGGUAUACGAUGAUAUGCGAAGUCGAAGCUGCACGGCGUAAGGUUUCACUCCCCCGGCACAUUUUAACGCUUCAUAUUUGAACGCAUUUGCCGCACGUUAAGCAAGUCUUUUUUUUUCCAAGUUGAAUUUAUUAUUCGUUGUCACCUAGUCAUUUUGCAACUGAAUUCUUUCAGCUCAUUAUCAUGCGUUAUCAUUACCGGUAUUAUCUUCGCUAAAAGUAUCGCGAGUAAUCAUAGUUCAUUCCGUGCCAAGUAGCAUAAAUUUUGAAAUAAGCCACAAUUACGAGCGAAUGUGAUUUAGAUUUUAAUUAAUUAUAUUACAUAAUUAUAUAUAUAUAUUAAAUAUUAAAUUAUAUUUUAUCUUUUAGGUAUACGGAUGACUAUAGUAGUCAAGAUAAUUACGAUUAUGCGUGGAAGUUGGUAAAAAAAAAAGAGGAAAAAAGAAAAACGUUUAUUCCGGAUUAUAUAACGAUGUAGGCCCGUUCAUCUGAAAGCAGAACAUGGUUUAACAUAUACCGGGUGUGCGCAUAAUUCACUCGACCAUGCCGAACGAAAAUCAUGAGUUAUACAUGCUGGUGUACGUGCUAUUUUGCCUUUGAUACAUAUAUGUCGGAAUAUUUUGUAUUCGUAAAACGCAUUUACGGUGGUGCGGCACUGCACGAUGCAACGGGUUUCUCAAUGCGACUUUUUAUAUGCAUGAUUUUACACAAAGCGCUACCUUGACUGCUGAAGGGGACGACUUAUACUUUUUCCAUUUCUUCCGCGCACUAUCUACAAGUCGUUUCGAUGAUACGCCGAGCGCGCAUUAGCACAUUCAGAAUAUUUGUAUCACGAAAUAGUUCAUCGCGACGCGCACGGUUUACGUAUCCGUCACGAAGGAGGUUUCUUGUUAAUUACACGUCCGCAAUUAGCGUGACUGGCUCCGUCCGCCGUUAGUAUUUACUUGGAGUAAUUGUUUAUUUUUUUAUUUUGGUCAAAAGUAAUAGCACAACUUGAACUAAGCGUUCCGUAUACGUCGUACGUCAGGAAAACUGUCGCGAGGAAUCUAUAUAUGUAAUAGAGAUAAAAGUUCCGACGACGAGGGAUUUGCGAAAUCGACGCGCGAGAUAUUUCGCGCGGUUGACACACGCGGUUUUGCGGCACGAGUUUCUCGUAGUUCGCGAGAGAACGUUAGUUUUCCCGAUGAGCGUGCGCGCCUAACGAGAACACCUCAUUUUAACGUAUCGUCCGAGCGAUCAGUCUCAGGUGCUACCGAGAUUUAUUCGCGUUAUUAUAAUUACGAGCUCAUAACUGAUAAGCAGCGGCGCCGUGCCGACGUUACGAACAAAAAAAAAAAAAAAUAAAGUGCGUGCCAAAGUGACCCCCGAUUAUAAGGGGAUGAACGAUGUUCUACGGAAGGGGGAUACGCGAGGGAUGUAAGCCGCUUCGGAUGUGAAACGGGCGAUCAGACUUUUUCGCUUACAGAAAAUCACGCGACUCGUACUUCUUACGUACCAAACUGAAUCUUUGGCCUUCGUUUAAUUUACUGACUGAAGAAAGAGAAAAGAUACUUUUUGACUCAAAACUCGAGGUACAAUUAAGUACACAAAGUAUUUUCGAUAAGUAUAACAGAGGCAUGAUUCUUUAAUUAAGUAGAAAUACAAUUUCAAAGUUUUACAAUAUAUUUUAGAAAUUUUGUCUUUUAUAAGUUCUUUUUCCUCUUCUAGGAGAUCUCAAGAUCAAGUUUCGCGUACGCAGGGAUUUCAGUCUGAUCGUCCGCUUCUGCGUUCGUUGCGAGCGUGAACUAGUUGUUACAAUCUUUUAACUGUUGAAUUUUUGCUGUAGCAGUAAGUGUCUUAACGUAUACCUUAUAUAAACUACACGAUAAUAUAUUCUAUAUUAAUGUUUCUUAGAUUUAAAUCUAACAUACCGGACGGACGUGGCUGCGACGAGUGUUGUCGUUCGCGCUCUUUUAAAUACGAAUUGAACUGCUCUCUUAAGUGCUCAUUCCUGGAAUCUGCGAAACAAAAGCAACUCAGUUAUUUGUUACGUCAUCGCGAGAUCUUAUCGGCGUUGCGAGGAUAAAGAAUAGGUCAAGUGUUUCAAUGCAAAGAUAUUGAUGACAAUGUGCUUACUCGGAAUUGGUGACAAUUGUAGAAAGUGAAGCAUUCCGAACGCGGAACUUGGCAGGAUUUUUAUUUGUAUUUGUGACUGAUUAUAAUUUAUCGCAUUAUUUCGGUUGUAGAAAAAAUUAGACGACACUGAAGCAUAAAAUGUUUGGGCAUUAAUAGGCUUUCUUAUUCAAUACGAAAGUUGCGGGGCGACGAAAAAUUCGUCGAGGAACGUCCGGCCGGUCGUCUUAAAAAUUAAUACAAUCUAAAUGUGAUAAUAUAUUUGCUAUUAAAUUACGACAUAACGAUUACAUUAUAAUUAACUAACACUGCGCGAAAAACGUACGAAGAACAAAGAGAGAUAAGCAAUUUUAAGAGUCCGUAAUACUGAACGAUGGUGACGUUACGAGGGUGAUCUGAAUAUUCGCACUACGACAUUCUUUCUGCAAGAUAUUGAUCGGCUGAGCGAGUACAAAACGAUUAGAGAAUCGACGUUGUCGAAAUCUGAUCGAAAUUAAUACGAAACUAGAGAGAGAUGUGUAAUUUUUAUAGAUUAAUUCUUUGCGCUGAUUCAUUCCUUUUUAACCAUCAUUGCUCUUUGUGUCAAAUCUUAUUGUUAAGUUUCUGAGAUAACCGAGAGUACAAACGAUACUCUGUAAUAAACGAAUAAUAAGAUUAAUAAUUAUUUAAGCCAAGAAAAAAAAUAUCUUAUAAAGUGUAUUUGUAUUAUUCUAAAUUUUUCCUGGAUUAUAUUUAUAUUAAUUUGUCUUGUGUCCUGAUAAUGUGUUUUUAUCUACACAUUAAUUAACUUUGACUUUACCCGUCUCAAGCGUAAAGAAUUAAAAAUGAACAAAUUACGUCACCCUUGCUGACUCCCGCUGGAAUUCGAAUAAAAGUGCGAAGCUGCGUUUUGCUUGCCAAAAAAUUUAAAGACUCUUGCGCUCUACGCAUAAUAUAUACACACAAAUAUAUAAUUAUAUAAAUGUACAUGUAUGUGUGUGAGUGUGCCUAAAGAAUUUUUCCUCGGAUUAAUCUCUUAAACUUUCUAUGUCAUUGUCUUUAUCUCUCUCUCUUUCUCUCUCUCUGUCUCUUUAUCCUAUGCUCUCGAAUCACAUGUUGCAGUCGUAAACGAUUUCGAAGAACUAUUAUUGUAGUUCGACGAUAUCGAAUUACAUGGCAGAUUCACGAUGCCUCGUAUCCGUCGCCACGUGACCGGAUUAAUUAUUAAAAUCAUCUUAUUACAAUAUACAUAAUGUCAAUUUUUCAUUUUUCAUUUGAACGCUUCGCCUGCGCUAAGACUGUAAUAAUCUGUAAUAUUCGUAUUACAGAGUUGAAAGCCAUAUUUCGCGAGUUUGACAACGUAAAAAUUUGUUAUUCUUUUCUCCACAAGUAUAUUUAUCAAGAUAAUUAGAAUUUCUAGCAGAAAUCGGAAUAUUUUUUUAUUUGCAAAAUAGAUUGGUACGGGGUGUCAAAAAGCUAUUAUUAAUUUGGAUAAAAGCAAAGAGAGGAGAUUGAAUCGUUUAUCUCAGCCCUUACUCGAUAAGUUUCGCAAAAUUCGUUUGUUUACCUCUCUGUCAAUUAAGAAUGCAACAGUAUGUUAUAUUACAAAAAAUAUUUCGUUGUACAUGGACCAAAUGUCUCACAUUAUAAAAAAUAAGCGAGGAACUAAGCAUGACACUGCUCAAUUAAUUGAAAAUAAUUAGGAUGAUGUAAUUUGAUCCUCUAUAGGCAGUCAAAAUUGUAUGUAUAAAUGUAGAAACGAUGUUACACGCCUGUUGAUUUCCGUCAUAAAAAUUUUGCGCAAAAUUGCGUUAUCGGUUGAGGGCUGGUCGCAUUGUUUAACGAUUGUCUCUCUGUGUUCCAACAUAAUAGUAGAUAUUCCGUCGAUCGUUCCUCUUUAUAAACACGAAAAAAAAAAAAAUAAUAACUGCGCAGCCGCUACGCAACGCACGCACUCGCGAUUCCAAUUUGAUAGACCGCGAGCGAUCUCACUCUUUUCUGCAAAGUAUACGAAAGUAAACGCGCGUUCCAAUUUUUGCCUCGAACCCUCGGAAAAAAAAGAAGGCAAGAAAAUCAGAGGCACUUCACACCAAAUGUUCGCCUACGAACUCGCGCUUGAAUAUUUUUUUACGAUUUUAUGGCCUAAGCAUUUGGCGCCACGCCGAAAACGUAGGUACUCUUUACGGGUUUGCGCGACUCGAAUCGAUCGCGGUAAAUUAAUCUUAUGACGGUAAGGGGAAUUAUAUAAUAUAUAAAAAGCGAGUCGCUCCGCGGGAAUAUAAUUUCCUCGUGUGAUUCACGAUAGUGAAUGCCGAUGAUCUUGGAAAUCGUCGCGUGUUGUUCCCAAAAGUACAGCUUUCCAGUAAAUGUCUUUAAUUUUUUGUUUUUCUAAAAUUAUGUUAAUUUUCUCUCCAUUUAUUCUUAUUUCAGUCUAAUCUUUUUGAUUUCUCUUUUUCAACUAUUGUAGCAGAUGUAAUUUUUAUCGUUAAAGUUAAUGGAAACUUAUCUGUUACGUGCUCCAUAUUCAUCAACUAUUUUGCGAAUUGCUAAUAGUUUUUAAGUCUGUGAUGCAACAUUGUAUCGCAUCAUUAAAUCUUCCCAAGGGACCAUCGGCAAUCAUCGAAUCGUUUCAUCACGCGUUUUUACGUAUACGACUGCUGGAACGUGUGUGCGUGCAUGCGUGCGUAUCUGCUUAUCUGUAACGAUCAAUCUUAAGGAACUAAUUAACGAAUAAAUAGUUAAACUUGUCGUCACCAUUGUGAUUUAAGAUAGUAGAUAUACCCGCGCAAGUCGCUCGACAGUGCAGGUGCAACUGAUGAUGCUUCGUUCAAGUAUUACAAAAUUUUUUUAAACAAGUUAAUUUAGUAAAAUCAACUAACGGAACAUCGUAAGCAAAGUGACAGUGGUGCUCGUGUAAUCGUGCACAAAAUAAAUUGCCAUUUAAAGAAUAGAACUUAUAUUUUUAUAAGUAAAAUAUUAUUUAACUUAAGCGUAUAUAUAAAUUAGUAUUUUCUUUAUAUUCUGUUCUGAUAUCAAUUUCGUUGUAUUUUUUAAAGUUCUGUAGCGAUACGUUGUGCAGUUUGCACCUGCAUGGAGGACUCUCGCCGGGGAAACGUUUACCUGUUUGUAUAGCCAAAGUCGUCAUUUGUCUUUGGCAUGAUAAAAAUCUUAAUAAAGGUUUCAUUAAAA